AUGUCUAAAAAUUCAUUCACCAUGUCUAAAAGAACAAGAUCCGAAACACCCGAAGUUGAACCAAGUAUAUUAUGGGAGUUAUUAAUCAGAUUCGGAAACAAACUAGGGUCUUAUGAACGAGCAGAAACAGCUUUUAUCAAUGAAAGACGUGAAUUAGUAUUUAGAUUAUUUCAAGAUAUUCAAUCAGUCAUCUAUCAAUAUCCAGAAGAACAUCAAAUCUUUUCCGAUGAUCAUCAAAUGACUGCUAUUGAUUUCGCUUCCAAAUUACUUCAGAACACAGUCAGAGUUCGUGAUAUGACACCUGGCCCAUCAGGUAGUGAUGCUUUAACACAAUUACAAGACUCACAACAAUCUAUGCAACAAAAUGACGAAUCGGUAAUUGAAACAGCCAUGGACUACUUGAAUCACAAAGUUUUUAGAUUCUCAAAUAGAAAUCAUCAUUCACUUGAUCUUUGCUUGAUUUGUCAUGAAGAAUUCAAAUCUGGUCAAUCGGUUUCUCAAUUUCCUUGUUAUGAUUCUGACAAUCAUGAGUUUCAUACUACUUGUGUAGAGGUUUGGUUGAGGACUUCAUUUAGGUGCCCGAUCUGUAGUACUUCUGUCGAGGAAAUUUGUUCAAAGAGAAACCAAGUUUGGGUGGAAGAUGCAUAA
Messenger RNA from Melampsora larici-populina 98AG31, 648 nucleotides. RefSeq lists its product as uncharacterized. Gene Ontology annotation, biological process: ubiquitin-dependent protein catabolic process. The coding region runs from base 1 to 648 and encodes 215 amino acids. The transcript has 2 exons. The record is from RefSeq and is a predicted model, not a curated record. NCBI's taxonomy places the organism in Eukaryota, Fungi, Basidiomycota, Pucciniomycetes, Pucciniales, Melampsoraceae. Gene Ontology annotation, molecular function: ubiquitin protein ligase activity.